UUGUUGUUUUGCCAUCGCCGACAGUUGAUGUGAAAUUUUUUGUGUUGCUGUAAAUAUUGUUUUAAUUUAAUCGAAUUUUCGAUUUGUGAAAAAAUUCAAAUCAAAAUUUUUUGUGUUAAAAAUAAAAUUUAAAUAUUUGGAAAUUUUAAGUGCAAGAAAAUUUUCAGUAUUUAAAGAAACGUACGCAUAAAUAAGCAUAUAAUUUUGUGUGAAAAAAUUAUAAAUUGCUAAAUUGUUGUAGAAAGAGAAAAAGAAAAAAAACUUUUCAUUAAAAAAAAAAUAAAAAUAAAACAAAACUCUUAUCAAUAUGAUUAUGAAAGUACCCUCUAGUGACUGGUCGGAUCAGUUUGAACAAUAUGUUAUAGAAGAAGAGUCUGACAAUGAAUUGGAUGAACUGGAUCAAGAUUUCUCCGAGUAUUUGUGGAUGGAGAAUGAAGAAGAGUUUGAUAAAAUUGAGUUACAACGUCUUGAGGAUGAAGAGCUAAUGAAUGAGUGCCUAGAUGCCAUGCUAGACGAUGAACUCGAAGAACAGCUUAACGAAUGGGACAAAGCUAAAAACGAAGAACUUAGAGCUGCUCUCUCCUCCUUGGCGGUUAGUGAUUGCAAUGUAAGCAAUUCGUUACUUAAUCCUUUGGCAGCUGAAUUUAUACCACAAAGUCAUUUAAUUAUUGAUUUGGGUACUUCAUAAACCAGUAAUAUGGAGCAGCAACAUCAGCAGCAGACUAUUAUGCAAAAAAUAUUAGAUGAAAAAGUGGAAACAAAAAAAAAAAUUGUAUCUUGAAUAUUCUCAUUUAAGUAGUGAAAACGAUCUCCUGGUUUUCUAUACUGGAAAAGCUGUUUAAUCACACACACACACACACAUCUUAAAGGUAAAAAAAAACAAAAAAAAAAAUAUUUAAAAAUCAACAAAAAUAUUGUAAGUAAUUUAAUACUUGUUGCCAAGCAACCCAAAAAGAACAGACUUAGUGUUUUAUUAAGAAAAUUAAUUUUAAACACUAAAAACUUAUCACUUACAUAGCUACUAAAAUGACAACAAGUUAAGACUUACAAAACCCCCCC
Molecule: messenger RNA, 1059 nt
Organism: Lucilia cuprina (Australian sheep blowfly)
Lineage: Eukaryota; Metazoa; Arthropoda; Insecta; Diptera; Calliphoridae
Gene: Paip2
Product: polyadenylate-binding protein-interacting protein 2B
Exons: 3
Coding region: 308-688 (126 amino acids)
Biological process (GO): negative regulation of translational initiation
Cellular component (GO): cytoplasm
Molecular function (GO): mRNA regulatory element binding translation repressor activity
Source: RefSeq, a predicted model, not a curated record